GCCAGGAAGCCUCCGGAAUAGCAAGAGAGGAAAACUAGCCGUUAAAAUAUCAGCGCCCCUCCUCUCCUAUUUAUCAUGUCUAUUCCCUCCCUCGAAAGAGGUCGAUUCAAGAAGCGAGAGCAAACCCUACCGAACGGCUCAUCCAAACAUCAGGAAGCGAUCUUGAAAGUAGAGGAUGGGGUCGAGAACAGCCUCCAAGGACAUCAUCACCCUCCGUGGCUCCGCCGCCAUCGUCAGCGAGUUCUUCGGGUAUGCGGCGAACAGCAUACUCUACAAUCGAGGCAUCUACCCGGAAGAGAGCUUCACCAAGGUGAAGAAAUAUGGGCUGCCGAUGCUGCUCACCCAGGACGAGGGCGUCAAAUCGUUCCUCGCCGGCCUGACAUCCCAGUUGACAGAAUGGUUGGAGGCUGGGAAGCUGCAGAGGGUGGUUCUAGUGAUCAUGAGCAAGGCCACCUCAGAGGUCCUGGAGAGAUGGAAUUUCAGCAUAGAGACAGAUGCCGAGGUCGUCGAGAAGGGUGUCAUCAAGGAGAAGAGUGACAAAGAAAUCAUGAGAGAGAUUCAAGCCAUCAUGCGUCAGAUAGCCUCCUCCAUUACUUACCUGCCCUGUCUCGACGAACCCUGCGUGUUUGAUGUGCUGGCCUACACUGAUAAGGAUGUCGCUGUCCCGUUCACUUGGAUUGAAAGUGAUGCAAAGCUGAUCAAGGACCCCCAAAUGGUGAAGUUACAUUCCUUUGAUACCAAGGUAGGACAAAGAUUAAUCAGCUCUUUGCGCUGCUCUUUCUGUCUGAUUGCAUUUAUCUAUCUUUUAUUCCCAACUUUCAUUUUUGUCUAAUAUGGCUUGUUGAAGAUACACAAAGUGGACACACUGGUUUCUUACAAGAACGAUGACUGGGAUGAGCAGUAGCAGCUGUAAAUGGGAUUCCUUCACGCCUCUAAACAAAUUGUGUGAUCGGAGGGAGACAUGGCUCUCCUGUGAAUCAUUCAUUCACUCUUAGGAUAGGAGUGUAUGAGCAUUUUGUGCUGAAAUGUGGUGGCAACAUUUCAUGCUUCUUAUGAAGUUGUUGUGUGCUUCGAAUCAAGCUCUCCUGUGAAUCAUUUAUCACUAUCAGUAAUCCAUUCUUCCGACUGUUGCCGGUGGUAGCAUUUGGUACCGAAGCGUGAAGACAACAAACAUUUUCUAUUACAUCUGAAUUCAGCUCGGGACCACCGUGUGACCUAAAUUUUCAGAUGAAUUUUUGUUUACUGCUUGGAUUGUGGCUUACUUUCCAAAAAAAAUAUUUACUGA
Molecule: messenger RNA, 1285 nt
Organism: Musa acuminata subsp. malaccensis (wild Malaysian banana)
Lineage: Eukaryota; Viridiplantae; Streptophyta; Magnoliopsida; Zingiberales; Musaceae
Product: mitotic spindle checkpoint protein MAD2
Biological process (GO): mitotic spindle assembly checkpoint signaling
Cellular component (GO): nucleoplasm; kinetochore; cytoplasm
Source: RefSeq, a predicted model, not a curated record